AUGAAUAAAUAUAGGAGCAAUGGUCUUAACAUUGACACGAAUGUGAAUAAUAAUCUGAAUAAAAAACCCUAUCCUUCUUCUGUAGAUUUUGUAAAAACCGGCAAUGAUCUCUCGAUUAAACAAUCAAAAAUCGUGUUAGAUCUGAAAGUUAUCGACCUUCCUGAAACAGGGUAUUUAUACGUCAUGAUACCGAUAGAAUUUUUCGCUUUACCGUCCCAAUGGUUUCCUUCUGAACUCGAGACACCAACAUUACGUAAAUAUGCCAUUAACAAUCCAAAUUUUGAGAUACUUUCGCCGCGUGAAACUAAAUAUAUUAUGAUGAUGGAAUCAAAAGCAAACAAGUCGGUGAUAUUUUUCGAGGGCAGAGGAAAAGUUGUACUAGAACCUAGAUUUUUUUAUCAUACUCGAGAAGGAAUACCGAAAGAAAUAAGUGAAAAGAAUUUUUCUAAAGUUUAUUUUAUGGAUGAUAAUGGAGAGAAAAAUGAUGAUGAAAUCAAGUGUAUCGUUUAUUAA
Messenger RNA from Ambispora leptoticha, 513 nucleotides. Lineage: Eukaryota; Fungi; Glomeromycota; Glomeromycetes; Archaeosporales; Ambisporaceae. The record is from the annotation of a GenBank genome assembly.